ACUCAGUCACAGUGACGGCCAUGAUGGGAGCUACCGCCAUCGGUGAGGAAAUGGACGAGGACUUUGGCGAGGGCAGCGAAGUACUGGGCUAAACCGCACUGCCGCAUUAGGUUCUGUCCUCACCCGCACGGACCUGGGAGAGCGAUCCGUUGAAGCUACCUUUUCGAUGAUGGCAUGCGAGAUGGACCAGGUCGUCAACUCGCUGCGCGUGGAUCCCCGCACCUUCUACCCCGCCGACGGCCAUGCAGCAGCAGUCCGGUCCCCCACGACGGCGAGCCCCAAUUAUGGACAAGGCAUCCUUGGCGUGCACGUCGGGAGCUACGGACCAACAACAACACCAACAACAACACCCUCGCAGCGACUGGAGCCGUCUCCCUCGUCGUCGUCGUUAUCCACCGACGGCUCCUCGUUGGGCUGGCCCCGCCGCAGCGCUGGCGGUUAUACUUAUUACCCCGGGUAUGGCUUGUUUGCUCACGACUCACCAUUCCACCCGGCCUAAGGACGGCGCAUGCAUAGGCGACCCAAAAAAUCCUUUUUUUGCGUCCCCGACCUUUCUUCUUAGAUGGAGCGGCUGAAGGCACUACCUAUGUGCCCCUGAAGGUCUCUCCAGAUCGCGCGUCAUUUCCUUUGUAAUGAAUACCCCAAUU
This is a messenger RNA of Aplosporella prunicola CBS 121167, 647 nucleotides long. RefSeq lists its product as uncharacterized. Lineage: Eukaryota; Fungi; Ascomycota; Dothideomycetes; Botryosphaeriales; Aplosporellaceae. The coding region runs from base 175 to 516 and encodes 113 amino acids. The transcript has a single exon. The record is from RefSeq and is a predicted model, not a curated record.